This is a messenger RNA of Cyprinus carpio (common carp), 2610 nucleotides long. Its product is annotated as regulator of telomere elongation helicase 1-like. Gene Ontology annotation, cellular component: nucleus. Gene Ontology annotation, molecular function: ATP binding; nucleic acid binding; DNA polymerase binding. The transcript is spliced from 23 exons. Gene Ontology annotation, biological process: negative regulation of DNA recombination; regulation of double-strand break repair via homologous recombination; telomeric loop disassembly. NCBI's taxonomy places the organism in Eukaryota, Metazoa, Chordata, Actinopteri, Cypriniformes, Cyprinidae. Bases 60 to 2489 code for a protein of 809 amino acids. The record is from RefSeq and is a predicted model, not a curated record.
CUUUUUUCAGUAAUGAAAAUCAUUUUUACUAAGAACUUAAUAAUCUUACAGAAAUUUUGAUGGAUCUGGGAUCUUCCAUUAACGGUUUUGAGAUGCCAGCAAAUAAUCAAGGAAUCACCAAACCCGGCAGCUUCAUAUAUGAGCUUUUUCAAAUGGCUAAUGUAAACUUUGAGAAUAAAACGGCUAUAGUGGAAGCCAUGGAGCAGAUUACAGGAUAUUUAGCAGGGAGGCCUGGUGUAUUUCUGAACACCAGCGGGCUACAGAAAGUAGCAGAUAUUAUCCAGUUGGUGUUUGGGGCUAAACCUACAGAGGACAGCAAGACAUCACAGAUGGGAAACGGCAUGAAGGAAUUUAAGGUCCACAUUCAUCCAGUCACCAACAACUUCACGACAAAACAGCAGACUGAUUUAUGUGCUUCCUCUUCUACAAAGAAACAAGGGAAUGUGCUGAGUUACUGGUGUUUUUCUCCGGGGUUCAGCAUGCAGGAGCUGCUCGGACAGGGAGUACGCAGCAUCAUUCUGACCAGUGGAACUCUCUCGCCGCUCUCAUCCUUCACCUGUGAAAUGAAAAUUCCUUUCCCUGUAUCCUUGGAGAAUCUUCAUGUCAUCCAGCCUGAUCAGAUUUCUGUCAGUAUCAUUGAAAAAGGUCCGGACGGCGUGAAGUUGAGCACAGCCUUUGACCGGAGGUUUGUUCCUGAAAACAUGUCGUCUAUGGGAAACACUCUUGUCAAUCUGACACGGCUGGUCCCUCAUGGACUGCUGGUGUUCUUCCCCUCGUAUCCGGUGAUGGAUAAGACUCUGGAGUUCUGGAGGGCUAGUGGACAUGCAGGUUGCAUUGAGAAAGUGAAGCCCAUGUUUGUUGAACCGAGGGGUAAAGGCACUUUUACUGAGGUGAUUGAUGGCUAUUAUGCCAAGCUGAAAGACCCAAACUCCAGCGGAGGAAGCUUCUUCGCUGUAUGUAGAGGAAAGGCAAGCGAAGGGUUGGAUUUUGCUGACACGUACUGUCGAGGUGUUGUUGUCACUGGACUUCCCUUCCCCCCGAUGAUGGACCCCAGGGUGGUGCUUAAAAUGCAGUAUCUGGACGAGAUGUGCAAAAAUAACAUUAGUGGAGUGAAGUAUCUGUCCGGGCAGGAGUGGUACAGACAGCAGGCCUAUCGAGCUGUGAAUCAAGCCAUUGGCAGAGUGAUCCGUCACAGAGAAGACUACGGAGCCAUCUUUCUCUGUGAUCACAGGUUCAGUGGCACCGAAGCCCGUAAUCAGCUUCCUACUUGGGUGAGGCCAUAUGUUAAAAUUUAUGAUAACUUCGGUACCAUGGUCCGUGAUGUGGUUCUUUUCUUUCGGACGGCGCAGAAAACAAGACAAGUUCCUGUUAGGAAAGGAAAAGCAGAGAGCAGUGAGAAGCAGGCAGACACCAGGCCGCUCAACAGAGGCUCCGGCUGUCCUCAUAAGAGUCUCUGUCUCAGUGAUACAUCUCGAAAGGCCAAACAAGUAGACUCCCACGUCCCCAGCCUAAAAAGGAAAAAAUUAGAGUCAGAAGAGCAGUCUGGAAGUGAUGGGGAUGCCCAAAUUUUCAUUCAAUAUGAGAUGGACAUUGACAGAAAACCAGUCAGCCUGCUGGACGUCCCUGAUGACACAACCAACAAAGUGAGGGAAGACACCAUGGUUGGGGAAGAAAGGGCGAGUCACUUCUCUUCUCUUUCCCUCCAGCAUGACAAACGUCUGGAUCGUGAAUCGAGAGUUGGGAAGCGGAAAAUUAAAGUGGUUCAACAGCGGAAAACAACGAAUUCCUAUACUGAAAAAACAGGCAAUGCUUUCAUUGUGGAGCUGAGACGAUGCCUGAGUCAUGAGAACUUUAAGAUCAUCAUGGAGGCGUUACAGUGGUACAAGACAACCGAUGACCUGAGUAACUUUCUGGCUAAUGUGGUUGAACCGCUCGUUCGAGACACACACGGAUUGCUCAGAGGUCUUUAUCAGUUCGUCAGACCACACCAUAAGAAAGAGUUUGAUCAACGUUGCUUGGAGUUAACAGGUAAAGGUUGUGGCUAUAAACCAGAGCUUUCAUUGUCCAGGGAGGACCAAGAGGCUCUUAGGCAGAACACAGCCGAGAUUCCACCUGAGAGUCCACCCAAGGAGCAACCGAAUUCUAGUCGACAGCUGAACCAAGGUGGUGAUAACAUUGGAGCGAAUGUAAGAAGUGAAGACCAGAAUCCAAAAACAUCCAUCCAAGAAGGGCUGUCGUGCUCCUCUCUGCUGUCAGGCAUAAAACAGGCCAUCGGUGCAGAAAAAACCCAUCAGCUGUUUUCAGCCUUGCAGGCGUAUAAAAAUUCAAACAAUUAUGAACAGAUGGUGUCAACCGUUGUGAGUUUAUUGACUGAGAGGAAUGAGGACAUCACUAUACUAAAACGUUUAUCAGUGAUCAUUCCACCACAGCACAGGAAGCAGUUCAGUGACUUGUUAAAAUCCUUGACUGGAAAUGAUUCUGUGGCGUAAUCAAGUCCAUCGAUUCAAGCUUCUCCAUUAUCUGCGGGAAAGUCUCAAAGCAAGAUAUCAUCCUUUUCGUGAAUUCUGCUAGGACUUUGAGAAUAUGAAAAAUAAAUGUUUUAUACUUUUA